AUGGAAACGAGUGCGAGACAGCCGAACUUCUCUCAGGAGGAAACUGAUGCUCUGGUCCGGGAGGUCCAGUCUCGCAGUGGCCGGAUAUACGGUCACGCGAACAGACCUCCACGGGUCGAUGAUGCAAAAGCAGCCUGGGAAGAGGUAAGUGCUGCUGUCAAUCAAGUUUGCCCGGACGUGCUGAGAACCGCUGCGCAAUGCAAAAAGCGGUUCAAUGAUGUUAGACGACGGGCUAAACUUAAAUUAUCCCAACACCGUCGCCAGACUGCAACGACCGGAGGCGGCCCCUCAACGAGUGUGGUGCUGAGCCCUGCGGAGGACGUGGCGUCCUCCACACUCCCCAAAAUUAGUAUCGAGGGGUUUGGUGUCUCUGAGGUUGGACUCACGGGUAAGACAAACAUUCUUUUCCACAAAUAAAGACACUAACAUGUAUAUUUAACCACGUGUUACUAAGGUGUGUUGUGUGCACAGGUGAUCUGAAAAAAUGCCAUGCGUAAUGGGAUUGAAAUCGGAACCACCUGUGCGUAAAGACGGAUCAAACAAAGCCUGAUUGUAUUUUCUCCCCCUUUCCGCUAAUGUUUGCAUCUGAAAUGAACUUUGCUCACACAAUUUCUAACUUCUUUAUUCUAAAUGAAAGUAUUAACAUUUUAAAAAAAAAGAAUUUCUGUGAUUUACUAAAAUAAAAUUUCUGGUCAGCCUCGGCAGAAUUGCCGCCGUCGCGGCAGCAGCACACCACAAGGAGGGAGGAGGAGGAGGAGGAGGAAGAACAGCAGCAGCAGGUGGUCGGGGGGGAGGAGAAGGAGGGAGAGGACGAAGACGACCGUGAGGAGGAGGACCAGGGGGAGCCGGAGCCGGUGCCGGAGACGCGGGAGGGGACAGGACGUGGAGACGAGCCGGCAACACGGGGUCGGAGACGAAACCGCGUUCAGCGGGAGGACCAGCCCUUCCUGGACACCCAGCGGGCUGGUUUUCUGAUGUUGGAGAGGGAGCUGGGGUCAAUGGGGACGCGGCUUGGGUCGCUGGAGGCCCAGGUAAAGGCUCUCCAGGAGGUCCUCCAGGCCAGCCUGCUCCCCUUAGCCGCUGGCGUUGCGACACUGCAGCGGCUGGUCCAGGUAGCCGAAAGGCUGCUGCCACCAGCAGAAUCAUCCGCCCCCGCCUGUCCCAGGUGGCCGCUGAGGCCGCGCACAAGAGGGGGGCGGCCCCCUGGGUUGACUGACCGACUGCAGCGUCCAGACCCAAGAGGAGGAGGAGGAGGAGGAGGAGGAGGAGGAGGAAGAAGAAGAAGAAGGGGGGUUGGGAGGGGAGAAACACAAUAA
Molecule: messenger RNA, 1316 nt
Organism: Xyrichtys novacula (pearly razorfish)
Lineage: Eukaryota; Metazoa; Chordata; Actinopteri; Labriformes; Labridae
Source: the annotation of a GenBank genome assembly